Solea solea (common sole) is the source of this 1336-nucleotide messenger RNA. RefSeq names its product 6-pyruvoyltetrahydropterin synthase (gene pts). Bases 57 to 503 code for a protein of 148 amino acids. The transcript has 6 exons. Gene Ontology annotation, biological process: tetrahydrobiopterin biosynthetic process. The record is from RefSeq and is a predicted model, not a curated record. NCBI's taxonomy places the organism in Eukaryota, Metazoa, Chordata, Actinopteri, Pleuronectiformes, Soleidae. Gene Ontology annotation, cellular component: mitochondrion. Gene Ontology annotation, molecular function: 6-pyruvoyltetrahydropterin synthase activity.
UCUGUUGCUGCUGCUACUACUGCUGCUGCUCCCCAUCCCCUCCCCCGGUGUUGACCAUGGCUGAAUCCGCUAAGAGCGACUCCUCCGCGGAUCGUGUCGGAUACAUCACCCGCGUCCAGAGCUUCAGCGCCUGUCACCGGCUCCACAGUGCUUUGCUGAGUGAUGAAGAAAAUAAAGAAGUCUUUGGGAAAUGUAACAAUCCUCACGGUCACGGACACAACUACAAAGUAGAGGUGAUGGUGCGUGGAAAAAUUGACCGUGUCACUGGGAUGGUCAUGAACCUGACGGACCUGAAGAGACACAUUGAGGACGUCAUCAUGACUCCACUGGAUCAUAAAAACCUGGAUAAGGACGUCCCGUACUUUGCCACUGUCGUCAGCACCACCGAGAACUUGGCUGUUUACAUCUGGGACAACAUGGUGAAGGUCCUGCCGCCAGACGCCCUCUAUGAAAUAAAGAUUUACGAGACGGACAAGAACAUCGUCACUUAUCGAGGAGAGUAGACGACGAGUGUUUUCUUUUAAGCGGGUUUUGAAGUGUGGUUUCAAACAUGGGCUGCCUGUGUCGGUACUGACACAAGGAAAGAACAAGCUGCUUUUCCAAAGACACCUUAUCUCACUGUUAAACAGCCUUUUGUAAUUGGAAAUUGAAGUUUGUAAAACUCUCUCCCUCCCGCACCAAACCCCAUAUAGAAAACUGCUGGUCUUCUGCUGCCUUGUUUUGUAAGUUUGUGUCACUUGGGUCAAGGAUUUUACGUUGUUCAAGCUCUGCUUAUGUUGGUAAAGAGCAGUUUAUUUUUACUUUAAAUCAUAAAUAAUUUUAACGUCUUUAAACACAUUUAAUGACGUACAGAUUAUAGAUUUAUUACAUGUUAAUCCAUCAGAUUGUUUGUGUUUUUGUAAAUAAGUUUUGUUUAUGAUCAUGAAGCUGCGUUUCAGAAAUGGACAAUCACUUAUUUUGUUGUUGUUUUACCAGUGGAGUAUUUCAUCGCACAGUGUUCCCUGAAAAAGUGUAAAAUGGUUGACAAAACAGCAAAAAUACUUAUAUUUUUAAUUUAAAUUAAAGUUAUUUGAAAUAUAUAUAUAUAUAUCUUUACAUAGCUUGUUAAAUUAAGCUUGAAUGGAAUAAAAUGUGAAUAUUGUGUAUUUUUCUUUGAAACAAUUGUCAACCUUUUUUAAUUUUCCCAGUGUAAUAACACUGACUGCAGCUAACACUGACACCUAGUGGUAGAAAAGUGCACACCACAGUUUGUUGUAUUAAACUUUGAAGGACUGUUGAUUUUGAAUGGAAACAUACAUUUUCUUAUAAAAUAAAAUGUACAAUUUUAAAUCACUGA